Ipomoea triloba (trilobed morning glory) is the source of this 1288-nucleotide messenger RNA. Its product is annotated as 1-acyl-sn-glycerol-3-phosphate acyltransferase-like. Gene Ontology annotation, cellular component: membrane; endoplasmic reticulum. Gene Ontology annotation, molecular function: 1-acylglycerol-3-phosphate O-acyltransferase activity. Lineage: Eukaryota; Viridiplantae; Streptophyta; Magnoliopsida; Solanales; Convolvulaceae. The record is from RefSeq and is a predicted model, not a curated record. The transcript is spliced from 6 exons. The coding region runs from base 199 to 1110 and encodes 303 amino acids. Gene Ontology annotation, biological process: phosphatidic acid biosynthetic process.
UUUUGUGUAGCAUAGACCGCCAUCUUCCUUCUCCUCUUUUCAUCUCACUCUCUCACUCAUUUCUCUGCUACUCUCUAUACGCACAAAUAAAUAUUUCCAUAUUUGUCUACGCUGGAACGUUGUCCACUUGUCUAUCUACUCUUUUCUUAGAGUUUCCCAUAGGAAUAGGGAGAAAGAGAUAGGAGUUGACAUAAGGGUAUGAAGAAUUGUGGGAUGGGCACAUUCAUGAGGAGCAGGAGAUUUGGAAGCUAUUUUGAUGCGUGGUCAGGCUUGGAUUUGGGUGCCCAAUCACAAGUGGUGGUUAAGGGGGAGUUGGAGGGGAAGAAGCAAAAGACAAGAGAUAAUGUGUAUGUGGAAGAUGAUGGGUGGUUGUGUGUGUUGAUAUCAUGGAUUAGAAUAGUUGUGUGUUUUGUUUCAAUGAUGGUCACCACCUUAGUGUGGGCUGUAAUCAUGUUGGUGCUUUUGCCCUGGCCUUAUCAGAGGAUUAGGCAGGGCAAUAUCUAUGGGCAUGUGACUGGAAGAAUGUUGAUGUGGAUUUUAGGGAAUCCAAUAAAGAUUGAAGGAGCCGAGUACUCCAGUGAGAAGGCUAUUUAUAUCUGUAAUCACGCGUCUCCUAUCGACAUUUUCCUCAUAAUGUGGUUGACCCCUACUGGCACUGUCGGCAUUGCAAAGAAAGAGAUUAUAUUUUACCCACUGUUCGGGCAGUUGUAUGUUCUGGCAAACCAUUUACGCAUUGAUCGUUCUAAUCCAGCUGCUGCAAUAGAGUCCAUGAAAGAGGCUGCUCAAGCAAUUGUGGAAAACAAUUUAUCUUUAAUUAUUUUCCCCGAGGGUACAAGAUCAAAGGAUGGUCGACUAUUACCGUUUAAAAAGGGGUUUGUACACAUGGCGCUGCAAUCGCGGCGCCCAAUAGUCCCGAUCAUUUUCACUGGAACGCAUAUGGCAUGGAGGAAAGGCAGCAUGCACGUUAGACCGGCUCCUCUAACCGUCAAGUUUCUCCCGCCAAUCAGAACCGAUGACUGGACAGCUGACAAAACCGAGGAGUAUGUAAGAUUGGUACAUGAUGUUUAUGCCAAAAAUCUCCCAGACUGUCAAAAGCCCCUACAAAGAUGAGGUAAUUCCAUCCAGGCCACAGAUGAGGAUUUAGAUAUCAGUCUGUGGGUUCUGGACUUGAAUAAAGCAAAAAUGUUGCUUAGAAUGUUUGUAUCAGAAACUGUGAGGGAAUGAAUCAAUUGUUAUGCCGUGGACCCAGGUCCACCUUGCAAGGUGGACCUGGGUCUACAUUCACAUA